Molecule: messenger RNA, 1137 nt
Organism: Cadophora gregata
Lineage: Eukaryota; Fungi; Ascomycota; Leotiomycetes; Helotiales; Ploettnerulaceae
Exons: 4
Coding region: 1-1137 (378 amino acids)
Biological process (GO): chitin catabolic process; carbohydrate metabolic process
Cellular component (GO): extracellular region
Molecular function (GO): chitinase activity; chitin binding
Source: RefSeq, a predicted model, not a curated record
AUGGCAAACUUCUUCGGCCCAGUUCCACCAGCCAUUCCAUUUUCUUCAAGGCCGCAGAUCAAUGCUCCUCGAAGACCUUCUCAGCCAUCACUGGAUGCAAGCUUAGCAAGUCUCACAAGGAAGAAUGCGGUAUACUAUCCAAAUUACCGAGUCUAUCGUGGGGAGACGCCAGCGACCUUGAAUUAUAACUGCAUCAGCCAUGUCUUCUACGCCUUCGCUCAUGUUUCCGCCGAUGGUGGGAUAUUCCUGAGCGAUGAAUGGGCUGAUGCGCAGAUGCCAGUCGACGGAGCUACCGGAUGCUUAGGAUCUUUCAUGAGGUUGAAGGAACAGCAUGGCUAUCUUAAGUUGAUCUUGUCCGUCGGCGGUGGAGCUGCAAGCCAGAACUUUGCCGCUGUAGCUUCUAGUGCUGCAACGAGGGAUAAUUUUGGAAGAUCUGCACGAGGACUGAUCGACGCGUCUGGAUUUGAUGGAAUUGAUCUUGACUGGGAACAUCCAUCUGAUCCACAGCAAGGAGCGAACUUCCUCGCUUUGCUUGCCGCCAUUCGUCUUCACCUCCCCGAUGACCGUUACCUCCUGACAGCAGCUUUGCCAGCUGGACAGUGGGCAUUGCAAAACAUCGAUCUUUACAAAGCACAGGACUACCUUGAUCUGAUCAAUAUCAUGGCCUACGACUUCGCAGGUUCAUGGUCAACCACAGCUGGCCAUCACGCUCAACUCUAUCCUGGAAAUCCUGGAGAGCCAUCAGGAUCUGCGGCAGUAGAUUAUAUCAUUUCAACCGGCUUUCCAGCAAAUAAGAUUCUUCUGGGCGUGCCGGUAUAUGGUAGAUCAUUCCUCGGAGCAAGUGGUCCUGGCCAUGCGUACAAUGGUUGUGGUGGAGAAGAAGGAACGUUUGAGUACAAACAGCUGCCAAGAAACAAUGCUGAGGAAAUUGUCAACACACGCGUCGUGGCGGCGUUCUCCACUGGAGGUGAUGGGGGUUUCGUUUCGUACGACAACCCAGAGACAGUGAAGAUAAAAGCGAACUUCUGCUUGGACAAGGGCCUUGGGGGGUUAUUUUACUGGACAGGCACUGCAGAUACUCCUCCAGGACCUCGAAGCUUGAUAGCAGCAGGAUUCAAAGCCCUACACGGUGGUUAG